ACCAUCAUAUCCAUGAUUUUAUACGGUCUCGUGCUUUCGAUACAGGCUAUGUAGCAACAAACUGCCUAAUGACCGCUUGGAUCGUCUUACCAGUCGGUCUGUCUGCAUUCUCUAUUACAGGGAUAUGGAUAGUGUAUUCCAUGGCAGUGAUGAACCAUCAUGUGUGUCCUGUAGAAAACUGGACAUACAAUGUAACAUGCAGCGAGGAGACAGCCAAGAGGGGUUUCCCCAAGACCUGCUGUACAUUACAGGACAUUCCUCUCAUCAGCAAGUGUGGUUGCUACCCACCUGAGAGCUGCCUCUUCAGUAUCAUAGGCAAUGUUGGGGCCUUUAUGGUGAUGGUGUGUAUGUUGCGUUAUGCCCAGGUGAUUGAGCACAACCAUCAGUGAUGGGUUAACACAAGUGCUAUGGUGUCUGGCUGCAUCAAUGCCAUGGGCCUUAUCAUGGUGGGCAGCUUCCAGGUUGAUCAUGCUAAGAGUCUACACUAUGUCGGGGCUGGUGUGGCGUUUCCGGCAGGUCUGUUGUUUCUGUUUCUGCAAUGUGUGCUGACGUACCGCAUUGCUGAGAUGGCACUGGACUACUGGAUGGCCCAUGUGCGCGUGGCUCUAUCACCUGGAGCACUGGUCUCCCUCAUUCUCAGUGGACUUUUUUUCAUUCAUGAGAGCUUUGUGUUGCAACAUGCUGCUGCUAUCUGUGAGUGGGUCUUCACUCUCCUGGUUCUGAUCUUCUACGGAACCUUCAACAAUGACACCAUGAUUGCUGGUCUCAUCAGGCGCAUUCCACACAACCACUCAUGUUCCAGCAUCAUCACGGGGGGCAUCGAGAAAGGUGUUGUCAUAGAUUUUGGUACCCUUUGCCUGAAGUCACCUGGAGGUAGCAUCACCUCCACACACUUUAACUGCCCUGUGGAAAGUGUUGCUAUAUAAUAAUAAAUGACCAGCAGGUUAGAUUUCAGGUUGUCCUCAGAGUGGGUCUAGAUGAAAAUUUUAAAAAUGUUUUUUUAAUGAUGUAUUUUACAUUAGGUACAUAGGUGUAGCAAACUGAUUACUCUUACAACAGAAAGGAAUUCUACACAUGAAAUGUAUGCAAGACCCAGCUCAGUAACCAGCAGGUUUAAGUGGUACUCAACCCUAAAAUUGUACUGGGAUUGGCAAGAUCAUCAAAAAUGUGUUUGAUGAGCAAAUCACUUCAUUCCUCUGAUUUUCCACUGUGGUUUCAAGGGACAUGUCAGUAGUUCUGAAUCUGAUCAAGAUCAGGUUGCGUGAAUGUGCUUAGUCCUAAAUGUCAUCUUUAUUCACAUUUGUAAGUUUGAUCUUCAAUUCUUUUUGAUGAGAGAAGCUCUGGAAAUGAGGGAAUAUUUUAGUCAAUUUAAUAUGUUCAUCUAGAGGUCUCUCAAUUAUUAUUCUCCUUCACUGCAUUUUAAAGAUUUGCAUAUUGUAUUAGCCUUUAUUAUAGAGCCAAUAACUUAAACAUUAAACCAGCCCUGAUUAAAGUUAAGUUCAAUUUAGAUUGUCUAAUUUAUAUUGUAUAUGUCUUCAAAGUGCAAAACCAAAUGCAGCCAUGCAGUAAAUGCUUGGUUUAAUUUUGUACACCAAAAUCCUAAAUUUCCAGAAAUUUCACUUGGAUUCAGAACAUAUUGAGGUGUUUCUGUAUGAAUGUAGCCUAAUAUGUUGCUAUGUUUUUAGGUCAGUGAACUGAGUCUGUGUUUUAUAAGAGUUUGGAUAUGCGCAGUCAUUUAAGCACUUUGUGGUACAGUUUAAGUUUACACUUUAAAGUUAAGUUUAUUUGGCGGUAGUCUGUCUUUUGUAUUUACUUGAUGAAGACCAUAAAGGAGUGUUAGUGGUAAUUUACAGAACAAAACUA
This is a messenger RNA of Electrophorus electricus (electric eel), 1863 nucleotides long. It is a transcript of the gene tmem150ab, whose product is annotated as transmembrane protein 150Ab. Gene Ontology annotation, cellular component: plasma membrane. Gene Ontology annotation, biological process: protein localization to plasma membrane. NCBI's taxonomy places the organism in Eukaryota, Metazoa, Chordata, Actinopteri, Gymnotiformes, Gymnotidae. The record is from RefSeq and is a predicted model, not a curated record.